Molecule: messenger RNA, 2874 nt
Organism: Trichogramma pretiosum
Lineage: Eukaryota; Metazoa; Arthropoda; Insecta; Hymenoptera; Trichogrammatidae
Gene: Hr3
Product: probable nuclear hormone receptor HR3
Exons: 9
Coding region: 858-2849 (663 amino acids)
Biological process (GO): regulation of transcription by RNA polymerase II
Cellular component (GO): nucleus
Molecular function (GO): zinc ion binding; nuclear receptor activity; RNA polymerase II cis-regulatory region sequence-specific DNA binding
Source: RefSeq, a predicted model, not a curated record
UCGCGCCCGCGCGCUUAUAUUACGUGUGUAGGCUGUGUGUGUCUACUGCUGCUGCUGGCUCUGCCUUUGCCGAGGAGCGAGUCCCGCUGUCUGUCUGUCCGAAAGUACAAGUAAUAAUCCGCGAAAAGUCCGUACAGCCAGCUGCGAGUCCGUCUGCUUGCAAGCACGGGGGAGGAUCCAGCAGCUUCUGUGUGUUUAUCCCCCGCAACAGCCGAAAAAAACCGAGCGAGAGAGAGAUCCCCUAGCAACAGCCACAAGAAAGAGUACCGUGCAGCUUUCUCUCUUUUGUGUUGCGUAUACAAAUAUACACGCAGUGCAGUCGAGUGCUUCGCAUCUAAAUAACGAGAGCGAGAAUCACCAGCCAGACGGACGAACGCCCAAUGCUUUUUCUUGCAGAUGACCGUGUUGUCGGUGAAAGACCCGUUGCGACCGAUCAAAAUGUCACAGCGAGCUGCUGGAAGCUUCGUGAUCAGCGAUUUGCGAAGGAUCAUAGAAGAUCAAGAGAGCGUCGAUUAGAUCGAUCAUACCAGCUUGCGAGUAAAACAAUUUUAAAUCUAGCUGAACUUUCAGAAUAUAAGUAAUAAUACGUAAUCACCUCGGAAAAAAAUUAAUUAGUUUGAAAAUAAAUUAGUCGACGUCUAGCGCGAAUCUUAGUGUGUACAAAGUAGUCGUUAUUACAAAAUCGCAAUAAGCCAAGUAGCAGCAGUUAUAAAAAAAACAAGAAAAAUCGUUUGUCAAAAACAAUGCCGUGCCCGAGGUCCGUUUGAGCUGCGCGCGCGGUACUACGAAAAUCAUUCAAAGUGGGUAGCAAAAAAAAGAAUCCGAAGCGGCGGUCGAGCAGGUCAUCAUCAUCGACAAUGGCCGAGAGCGCGUCAACGAGUCCUGUUGCUGCUGGCAGUCCCCAACAGCAGCAGCAGCAGCAACCACAACAGCAACAGCAGUCGUCAUCGCCCGCGACGAUCGUGGUCGCCGCGGCAUCUCCACCAGCAGCAGCAGCAGCAGCUGCAGCAGCCGCAACGCAGCAACAACAGCAGAGUCAAACGAGUCAGAGCAACAGUCAACCAUCGGACAUAAGCAGCUCGCAGCUUACCGCCUCGCCACCGAUCACCGGCACAGCCCAGAUAGAAAUAAUACCCUGCAAAGUUUGUGGUGACAAGAGUAGCGGCGUGCAUUAUGGCGUCAUUACUUGUGAGGGUUGCAAAGGUUUCUUCAGACGCUCGCAAUCAUCGGUCAUUAAUUACCAAUGCCCGCGAAACAAAAAUUGCGUCGUCGAUCGAGUCAACCGGAACAGGUGCCAAUUCUGCCGGCUACAAAAGUGCAUGCGAUUGGGAAUGUCUAGAGACGCUGUCAAAUUUGGCCGAAUGUCGAAGAAACAGCGGGAAAAAGUCGAAGACGAGGUACGAUAUCAUAGGGAAGCCCAAAUGAGAGCCCAAAACGAAACGGCCCCCGACAGCAGCGUGUACGAGCACCAAACUCCCAGCAGCUCCGACCAGCAUCACUACAACGGAGGGUAUGGCAACUACGGAAACAGUGCAUACACCUCGCCGGGUCCACCCACGAGUGGCUCGAAUUAUUACAACGCGGCGAUGGCGAAUUACGAAGUGAACACAGACUUUGUCGACAGCACGACGACUUAUGAUCCUCGGCCGGGAAUCGCCGAUGUCGGAGUCGUCGGCGAUGGUACGACCAUGACAGUGGUCAGCCCCACCAACGGAAAAGCACUGGUCGCAACGAGCACGAGCACGGUGACGGGAGGCGGCGGCGGUGGUAACGGCGUAGGAGUCAGCGGAGGCGAGGGUAACCAGGCGGCGUCGACCUCGGUGGCGGUCGCCACAGGGACCAACGGCAGGGCCAGCGGGGCCGCGAACCAGGCGACCCAGCUCAGCGGCGGCGGAAUCGUGGCGAUCAAGCAGGAGCAGCCGGCCCCCAUCGAAUUGGCCUCGAUCGGCCACGGUGCUUACGUGGUCGACUCGACGACCUUCGUUAACCAGAGGUCCGUGGCGGCGGCGAACUUAACGGCGAACGUUCCCGUCGCUGCCGCCUCGAACCAACAGGCACAGAACGAGGACGACGAAGUGCCCAAUCAAGCCCAAGUAAACGAGAUGCUGUGCAAAGCGAUAGCGGACGCCCAUACGAGAACGUGCCUCGCAUCCAGCGAACACAUACAGGAGUGCUUCCGCAAGGAGACAUCCGGGGUCGAUCUGCAGCGGGUGGUGUUUUACAAAAAUCUUCCGUGCGAGCAGCUGUGGCUCGAGUGCGCCCAAAAGCUCACGAAUGUCAUACAAGUCAUCAUCGAGUUCGCCAAAAUGGUACCAGGGUUCAUGAAACUUUCACAGGACGAUCAAAUAGUUCUUCUCAAAGCUGGAUCUUUUGAGUUGGCGGUGAUUCGCAUGAGCAGGUAUAUAGAUUUAAAUACGGGCAACGUGCUGUACGACGAAUCGAUGAUACCGCGAGAUGCCUUCUUCACAUCCGACACAGCGGAGAUGAAACUCGUCACGUGCAUCUUCGAGCUCGCCAAGAGCAUCGCCGAGUUCAAGCUCACCGAAACGGAGCUCGCUCUCUACAGCGCCGCGGUUCUUCUAAGUCACGAUCGACCAGGCUUGAAGGGGAUCUCAGAAAUUCGACGAAUAUACGAGGCGAUAGUGCGAGCGCUGAAAUCCGAGCUGUCACAGAGUCACACGACGCCGCUCAAGGGCGACGUGACGGUGUGCGACCAGCUGAUGGCGAAGCAGCCCCAGCUCCGCGACGUCUCGAUCAUGCACAUGGAGGCCCUGGCCAAAUUCAAGCGCAACGCGCCCCUCGUCGAGUUCCCGCCGCUUCACAGAGAGCUGUUCAGCGUCGAUAGCUGAAUGCAGCAGCGCAGCUCAGGCGACG